Molecule: messenger RNA, 1937 nt
Organism: Rhodamnia argentea
Lineage: Eukaryota; Viridiplantae; Streptophyta; Magnoliopsida; Myrtales; Myrtaceae
Product: PAN domain-containing protein At5g03700
Exons: 2
Coding region: 195-1670 (491 amino acids)
Source: RefSeq, a predicted model, not a curated record
UUCUCGAUCUUCUUAACUGGAAGAAAUUGGAUUUGUCUCGUGUCCCCAGUCCGUCGUCCCUCGGAUAGGACUCUACAAAACCAUUUUCUAUCUAUGAAGAAAGGGAGACUUCUUCCGUACGAAUAGAGUAAUCAGUGGCAGUUUCGGCCUGUGCCCGGGAAUGGCUACACGCAGAAGUCACUGAAUCUCGAACCAUGAAGUUCAGAUCGUCUCCUCUCGAUGCAAUCGCCGGGGUCUCGAUCCUCGCGAUGGUCUGCCUUCUCCGAGCCGCCCCGCAGGAGCUCCUCAGGGGCUUCGAAGCCGCCCCGAGGCCUUCCGCCUCCGCUUUCCAGCCCUUGCUCACCGACCCCACUGGUAACUUUUCGCUGAGCCUCCUCCGAGUCAACGGCACGAUGCUCGCCCUCGCUGUCGUCCACGUGCGCUCCUCGCAGCCCCUCUGGGUCGCCGACCCGGACCGGCCCGCCCGGUGGUCCGACCGCAGCACCCGGGUCUCCUUCAACGGCAGCCUCGUCGUCUCGGACCCCUCGUCGGGGGUGUUCUGGUCGACGGGCACCGACGGCGACAGGGUCGUGCUCCUGAACAGCUCGAAUCUUCAGGUCCAGAAGCAGAGUGACGGCGAUGGAGGGACCCCGGUCGUUUUAUGGCAGAGUUUCGACUUUCCGGCGGACACCCUCGUGGAGAAUCAGAAUUUCACGGCCGCCAUGUCGCUGGCGUCGUCGAACGGGCUCUACUCGAUGCGAAUGGGAAGCAACUUCUUCGGUCUCUACGCGAAGUUCGACGGCAUUUCGGACCAAAUGUAUUGGGAGCACAAGGCGCUGGAGGCGAAAGCGCAAGUGGUCGAUGGGGCCGGCGCGGUCUAUGCCCGGGUCGACCCGGACGGGUUCGUGGCCAUGUACCAGAACAGCAGCGUCCCCGUCGACGUCGAGGCCUUCAACAGCUUCCAGAAGCGGAUCGACUCCUUCCUCUUGCUCCGGCUGGAAUCGGACGGGAACCUCAAGGGCUACUACUGGACGGGGUCGACCUGGGCCAUGAACUACAGGGCCAUCUCGGGCUUCUGCGAGCUGCCGAGCCCGUGCGGCCCCUACAGCCUGUGCUCGGCGGAUAGCACCUGCGCUUGCUUGGACAACCGGACCGAGGCGCGUCCCGGUUCGUGCUCCGCGCCGGGUUCGAGCGACUUCUGCGGAGGAGGAGGAGGGCCGGGAAGUGGCGGCUUCUCGGUGCUGAGGCGUAACGGCGUGGAGUUGCCGUUCAAGGAGCUGAUGGGGUAUGUGUCGGCUUCGUCCUUAGACGAGUGCGAGCGCGCGUGCAAGAGCAACUGCAGCUGUUGGGGCGCCGUGUACAGCAACACGACGCAGUUUUGUUACACCAUAGAUUACCCGAUCCAGACACUGGUCGAGGUCGCGGACGAGACCAAGAUCGGGUACUUCAAGGUGAAGCCCGCGCGGGGCGAGAAGGGCAAGGCCUACGGGGUUGGCUUCCGGGUCGGAGUCCUGAUGUGGGUCCUGAUAGGGUUCGUGGUAGCAUGCGGGUUCGGGUUGGUGGGUUAUCGGGCGUGGAGGAGGAGGAUGAGGUUGAAGGGGCACUUGGCGGAUGAAAACGGGUUGGCCGCCGGCCCGUACAAGGAUCUUGGGUCCGCAAGCUUCCGGUCCAUCGAGUUGAGCAGCAGAUGAUCCGACCCGGCCGGUGCCAAAAAACAAAAAGCAAGACAACAAGUCUAGACAAUUUUUUUUUUCUCAAUUUCUACUUUAGAAUUAAACAUGAAACUCACUUAGGUCUUUAGGGGUUGGCAGAAUGAAUGAUUCCAUUGGGCGAGAUGGACAAGACAAUAGUCCAAGUGGAGACAAGAGUGCGAGACAGAGAGGAAACAAUUCGAGGAGGUCUGACGUAAGAGAUGACGAUAUUUGGUUGGAUUUGGUUGGCGGAAGAUAGUGGGGUUU